Amphimedon queenslandica is the source of this 993-nucleotide messenger RNA. Its product is annotated as lectin L6-like. The transcript is spliced from 2 exons. NCBI's taxonomy places the organism in Eukaryota, Metazoa, Porifera, Demospongiae, Haplosclerida, Niphatidae. The record is from RefSeq and is a predicted model, not a curated record. Bases 1 to 993 code for a protein of 330 amino acids.
AUGAAAGCUCCUUUUUGCUGCAUACUUGUUGCUCUUCUGCUAGCAGGAAUGGGAAAUCAUGCUGCUGAUGCUACCACAGCUCAGUGGACUAAACUGUAUGGAACAAUGUCUCAAGUUUAUGCUAAUAGUGUCGUUCUUUGGUCUAUUGAUGCUCAACUCAAAGCUUACUACUGUCUCCGGCCUUGCACUGGUAAUUGGGCCCAUGUUGGUAGUAGCAUGGUUAAUAUUGAAGUUGAUGCAUACUAUACAUGGAGUAUUGGAGCUGAUGGAUACCUUUAUAAAAAAGCAAUGCAAAAUUCUGGAGGAUGGGGCAAACAUACGUAUUGGCCUCAUGAUAUGAUAGAUAUUGCUUCAACGAGAGACUCGUAUAUGUGGUUUUUACAUGAAGAUAAAAGUAUUUCAUGGAUAAAGCAUUAUAACCCAACUGUACACAAGGUUACAGGAAAGUUUGAUCAAAUUGAUGCCAACUCACAGCAUGUAUAUGCUCUCAAUAAAACAACCAAUACCAUUUCUUUUCGUCCAGUACAUGGAAGGGGUCAAUGGCGUACCAUCCCAGGGCAGAUGAAGUAUGUAACAGCUGGUACUCAUGAGAUAUUUGCUAUUGGAGUAGAUGAGGUUUCUUGGAUGCAGCACUACACUAGCACACUACACAAGGUUCCAGGAAAGUUUGAUCAAAUUGAUGCUAACUCACAACAUGUAUAUGCUCUCAAUAAAACAACCAAUGUCAUUUCUUUUCGUCCAGUACAUGGAAGGGGUCAAUGGCGCACUACCCCAGGGCAGAUGAAGUAUGAAACAGCUGGUACUCAUGAGAUAUUUGCUAUUGGAGUAGAUGAUGAGCUGUAUCAUUGCACUAUACCUUGUGCUGGUAUAUGGGAACAAAUGGAAUCUCCAGCAUUGCCAGCAUCUAAUGUGGUUCAGCUUGAUGCUACUAUUGAUGCAUUGUUUGCUGUCACUAGUGCAGGAGGAAUAUACCAUCAUGAACUACCACUUUGA